AUGGACUUCCAGAAGCCUCCUCCUCAGUCCAACGUCACCGCCCGACGGCUUAGCAGUGCUCAUGACGGCCAAGGCGCAACCUACGACGAACAACGCGCCCAAGGAAGCAUCUCGGCGGCGGAGCCCGCAUCGGUGGCGCCUUCAAAUCUAAGAACGGUGAACUUCGCGCCCUAUGAAAGACACGGAUUGCCAUGCGGUUCCUCCCCUAGCUCUCCGACAAAUUACUCUCAAGGUGGCCUAUCAGCUGCUGGAAAAAGACAGUAUUUCCCCUUUGCAAAACUAGAAGUUCAGGUUGUGGAGAGUGCUCAGUUCAGGAAAGCAAUGAAUGCAAGGAAAGAUGAUUUGGAUGAUGUAUUGAAACUUGUUUCAUUCUUCAAAGACAUGAAAGCAAUCAAUAAUGAGUUUUUCUAUGACAUCCAAGUGGACAAGGACAAGUCAAUUAAAAACAUUUUCUGGUCCAAUGCAAGCUGCCGAGAAGCCUAUCCAGACUUUGGCGAUUGCGUAACAUUCGGCACAACUUACAAGACCAACAGAUUUCAUAUGCCUCUGGGAGUGUUUGUUGGAACAAACCAUCACUUGCAGUCAACGAUAUUUACUGUUGCCUUCAUCAGAGAUGAAGAUGCAAACUCAUUCAAGUGGCUGUUCGAUACAUUUGUACGGUGCAUGAACAACAAGCACCCAACUUGCAUUCUAACAGACCAGUGCCCAUCGAUGGCGAAAGCUAUACCACAAUCAUUUCCAAACACAGUCCACAAGCUAUGCCGUUGGCACAUCAUGAAGAAGUACAAGGAAUACCUAGCGUUGCUGUACAAAAAGUAUAAAACAUUCAAAGAGGAGUUCACAGCUAUAUUAAACUGGCCGCUGAUGCCAACGGAGAUUGAAGAUGCCUGCGCUGAACUCGUACACAAGUACAACCUGGAGAACGACCAGAUGAUGAUGCAGCUGUGGAGUGAUAGGAAGAUGUGGAUUUCAGCUUAUUACAAGAACAUUUUCUGUGCUAGAAUGACUUCCACACAACGAAGCGAGAGCAUGAACCACGUGCUCAAGAAAGGGUUUGUCAAGGGGACCCAGAACCUACACAAGAUUGCUAGGCAGGUCAAUGCUUGCAUACAAACUCGGAUGCAGAAGGAGAACGAGCAAACAAUGACCAGCAUGACCAAUCCUGUGACAAAAACAACUUACGGCUACGAGGAAGACAUGUCUAUCAAGUACACGAGAGCCGUGUACACCGAGAUGAGGAAUAGGAUGAGAAAAGCCACGCUAUUUCACGCAAAGCGUACAAUAGAGCCCACUAAGUACCUUGUGUACUACCACAACAAGCCUGGCCAUGAUGAUGAAGAAAGGUUUUCCUGGUCAAAGCAUGAAUUCCAGGUUGUAGCUGACCCAGGGAAUGAAAUAUACGAGUGUGAAUGCAAGCUUUGGAUACACACAGGCAUGUUCUGCCUUCACAUCAUGAACAUACUGGACUACCUGAAGCCUGAAAAAUUUCCAAACAAGUAUAUCCUCAAAUGGUACACAAAGACUGCAAAAUCACAACCAACCUUUGAUACAAGGGACUAUAACACAACUGCAUCGGAUGGCAGCUCAAGUCUAUCAAAGCAAGACAUCUUGCUGCAGCUAAAUUUGAUGGUUUACAAGAAAGCAAUGAGAUGUGACCAGCAAUAUGACAGAGCCUACUAUGUUCUCAAGAGGCUCGUGGAAGAGCUUGAUGCAAUACAUUCAGGAAAUCAAGUGGAUGCUGACGAAAGGAUGGCUGAAGAGGACGCUGAAAUUGAAGAUGACCUUCAUUAUUAUGCAGCUGAAAUGCUCAACGCCACCAAUCAAGCCAACCAAUGCAGGCAGGGUAUUGACCAAUCAAUGGAGCAGCGACAGCAAGAGACGAUGAAACUGCCGAUGUACUCUGAAACAAAGGGUAGGAAGAAAAUUUCUGCAGCAAAGAAAAGUGACAAGAGAGCUCAAAUAAAGGCACCACCUGCAGGAAGAGUCGUCGUGCUCGAUGAGAACAGAGAGUGCCACUUGGGCACAGGAAAUGUAGUGUGUGCAACCAGGUUGCGGGACACAACAAGCUGA
Messenger RNA from Aegilops tauschii subsp. strangulata, 2070 nucleotides. Its product is annotated as protein FAR1-RELATED SEQUENCE 5-like. NCBI's taxonomy places the organism in Eukaryota, Viridiplantae, Streptophyta, Magnoliopsida, Poales, Poaceae. Gene Ontology annotation, molecular function: zinc ion binding. Gene Ontology annotation, biological process: regulation of DNA-templated transcription. The record is from RefSeq and is a predicted model, not a curated record.